Messenger RNA from Coffea eugenioides, 886 nucleotides. RefSeq names its product cytochrome b-c1 complex subunit 7-like. The coding region runs from base 60 to 437 and encodes 125 amino acids. Gene Ontology annotation, biological process: mitochondrial electron transport, ubiquinol to cytochrome c. The record is from RefSeq and is a predicted model, not a curated record. The transcript has 4 exons. Lineage: Eukaryota; Viridiplantae; Streptophyta; Magnoliopsida; Gentianales; Rubiaceae.
GCUGCUCACAGUGUCACAUAGAGCAGCAGCAAAAUCUGAGAUCUCAAAACAAAACAGAAAUGGCGACGGCGUCGUCUUGGGUGGCAAAGAUUCUGAACCCAAAGAGCAAUCCCUUGGCCGCUAUGCACAUGAAAGCCAUCUCUACCCGCCUCCGCAAUUACGGGUUGAGGUAUGACGACCUGUAUGAUCCGCUGGAGGACAUGGACAUCAAAGAAGCAUUGAGACGGCUUCCUCCAGAAGUUGUGGAUGCUCGCAAUCAGCGGCUCUUGCGGGCCAUGGAUCUCUCCAUGAAGCAUCAGUACCUUCCCGAACACCUCCAGGCACAGCAGACGCCAUUCAGGAGCUAUCUUAAAGAUAUGCUAGCUCUGGUAAAGAGGGAGAGGGCAGAGCGUGAAGCUUUGGGAGCUUUGCCUCUUUAUCAGCGUACACUUCCCUAAGCUUGAUAUUUCCUCAGGUCACGCAAGUUAGAUGCUCUUAGAAUUCGGUCUAGCGAAUAAUAGCUGUAACAUUUCAUGGGGAGGAAGACCUCCAUGGAAUGCAAUUGAUGGGAUUUUGGAUCCAAUCGAUGAUUUUUCUGUUACAGCAGCAGAGUUUCUGAGCCUGCAGGCACAUGUUUUUUGGCCUAAUAAGUCUUCACGCAAAUGCAUAUUGAAAUUUUUGGCACGCAAACAGCGAGAUCCGCAGCUGUGAACCUUUCAUUUCCAUUUUUCUUGGUCAUCUUGUGCUAUAGUAUUCAUCAGGUUCUUGAUAAUGCUGAUACUGCUUUGGACAAACUUAUUGGACUGCUUCUCGUGUUUGGGCUAACAAUAAUACGUAAGGCUCAUGGUCAAUGCGUGAGUUUUGGUUACUAAAUGUAUCACGGAUGUCCAGUUUGUAGGAUUCCUGC